Mesoplodon densirostris (Blainville's beaked whale) is the source of this 582-nucleotide messenger RNA. Its product is annotated as adenylate kinase isoenzyme 6-like. Gene Ontology annotation, cellular component: nucleus; cytoplasm. The record is from RefSeq and is a predicted model, not a curated record. Gene Ontology annotation, molecular function: AMP kinase activity; ATP binding; ATP hydrolysis activity. NCBI's taxonomy places the organism in Eukaryota, Metazoa, Chordata, Mammalia, Artiodactyla, Ziphiidae. The transcript has a single exon.
CCUGUGCAGAGGCGUCAGGAGCCAGCACGGCGAGGACCAUGUUGCUUCCAAACAUCCUGCUCACCGGUACACCAGGGGUUGGAAAAACCACGCUAGGCAAAGAACUUGCAUCAAGAUCAGGACUGAAAUACGUUAAUGUGGGUGAUUUAGCUCAAGAAGGGCAGUUAUAUGAUGGCUAUGAUGAAGAGUAUGAUUGUCCCAUUUUAGAUGAAGACAGAGUAGUUGAUGAGUUAGAAAACCAAAUGAGUGAAGGUGGAGUUAUUGUUGAUUACCAUGGUUGUGAUUUCUUCCCUGAACGCUGGUUUUAUACAGUAUUUGUGCUGAAAACAGAUAACAGUGUUUUGUACAAAAGACUUGAAACUAGGGGUUAUAAUCAGAAGUAACUAAAAGACAAUAUUCAGUGUGAAAUUUUUCAAGUUCUUUAUGAAGAAGCCUUGGGAUCCUACAAGGAAGAAAUAGUGCAUCAGCUGCCAAGCAAUAAACCAGAAGAUCUAGAGGAUAAUAUCAAUCAGAUAUUGAAAUGGAUAGAGCAGUGGGUCAAAGAUCAUAGCUCUUGACUUAACAAGAAUGCCACUUUACAAU